Microthlaspi erraticum is the source of this 1632-nucleotide messenger RNA. The record is from the annotation of a GenBank genome assembly. NCBI's taxonomy places the organism in Eukaryota, Viridiplantae, Streptophyta, Magnoliopsida, Brassicales, Brassicaceae.
AUGGCGUCGUACCGGCCACCGCAUCCUCCUCCUCCUAUCCCUCCGCCGUCUCAAAAUCCCUUACCUCCGCCGUCGCAUCGACCUUACUCUUAUCCUCCGCCGCCUCAUGCUUACUAUCCUCAGCAAUUUAACCAGCUUCAAGCUCCUCCGCUUCCUCCUCCUCCUCCUCCACCCUCAGCUCCUCCUCCUCUCGUACCCGAUCCUCCUCCUCGCGACAAAGGGGCCUCGAAGCCGAUUUCUGCGCCUGCUCACGGAGUUCCAUCGGAGCACCACAGGCCUCGUAUUAGGAAUCCCGGUGAAGAAGAGAGGAGGCUUAGGAAGAAGAGGGAGCUUGAGAAACAAAGGCAAGGAGAGAAGCUUAGACAGCAGAUGAAAAGUUCUCAGAUGCCCAAGGAACAUAGCUCCGAGAAGAAGCCUACGCCUACGCCUCUACUCACCACCGAGAGGGUCGAGAAUAGGUUAAAGAAACCAACCACCUUCAUCUGCAAGCUCAAGUUCCGGAAUGAGCUCCCUGAGUCUGCACAGCUUAAGCUCAUGACCAUUAAGCCAGAUAAACAUCAAUAUACAGAUUACACCACCACAUCGCUGGAGAAAUCAUGGAAACCAAAAAUCUUUGUCGAGCCUGAUCUUGGAAUACCCUUGGACCUGCUUGACCUAAGUGUAUACAACAACCCACCCAAAUCCAAGGCGCCUCCUCUUGCCCCUGAAGAUGAACAACUGUUGCGUGAUGAUGACGAUGAUGCUGUUACAACCAUUAAGAAGGAUGGCAUCAGGAGAAAAGAAAGACCAACUGAUAAAGGUGUUUCCUGGCUUGUGAAAACACAAUACAUUUCUUCCAUUCACAAUGAAUCGGCUAGACAGUCUCUGACUGAGAAACAAGCAAAGGAACUGCGAGAGAUGAAAGGAGGCAUCAGCAUCUUGCAAAAUCUUAACAAUCGGGAGAGACAGAUCAAGGAUAUUGAAGCAUCCUUCGAGGCCUGCAAAUCUCGACCAGUUCAUGCUACCAAUCAAAACUUGCAGCCAGUUGAAGUGUUGCCACUAUUGCCACAUUUUGAUAGGUACGAUGAGCAUUUUGUGGUAGCGAAUAUUGAUAUUCCUACAGCUGAUUCUGAAUCCUUUGGCAAGUUGAACCCUUCAAUUCGUGAUGAAUAUGAGUCACGGGCCAUUUUGAAAAGCUAUGUGGUGGGUGGAUCAGAAAAAUUUCUAGCGUACAUGGUUCCUUCCUUGGGUGAGUUGUCUAAGGAUAUGCAUGAUGAAAACGAGGAUAUCUCUUACACUUGGGUCCGCGAAUACCACUGGGGUGUAGGUGGCGAGGCAAACGAUCCUGGCAUGUUCCUGGUAUCGUUCGACGAUGGGACUGCUAGAUAUCUGCCCAUACUCACAAAGCUCAACUUGAGGAAAAGAAGAUUUGAUGAGAUUGAACACUUUCCCGUACCUUCAAGGGUGACUCUAAGGUCCAGAUCGACUGUAUCAGUGAUACAACAUAAAGACUCAGGGGUUUAUUCGAAUUCUAUGGAUGGUGCUUCGAGCUCCAAGAUGAGAAGGUUAGAGGACGAACAAGGCCUUGGUAGAUCUAAACACGAAGAUGCCAAUCAAUGUAGUGAUGGUAACGAGGAUGAUUAUUCAGACUGA